AUGCCUGAUGUCAAGCGUACAGUCAAGCUGGUGACGGAACAGAGUAUCAUCCAGGGCAAAGACUCAGGCGUGGAAGGAUUCCCUCUUCGAUCAUGGUCGAUUGAGAUCUAUCUCUUGAACGAGCAUGGCGAGGAAGUACCUGCGACAGUGUUUGACAAAGUGAUCUACCGUCUCCAUCCUAGUUUUGGCGACCGCGCAAAUCAGACAAUCAAAAGCCCCCCUUUCCGUAUCCAGGAAGAAGGAUGGGGUGAAUUCGACAUGCAGAUUGGCCUAUUCGCCGACAAGGAGCACACGAUAUCUCACGACCUGAACUUCCAGCAGUCUCGAUACGAGUCGAAGCACACAAUCACUUUCAAACAUCCCAAGCCAACUCUUCUGGAGAAACUACGCGAUUCAGGCCCAGUGCCCGGUGAUGAGAAUGGCGUAAAGGCGAAGCGCGGGGCCACUGGUGAAGAGAGCGUGAAGAAGAAGAAGAAGACUGAGAAGAAUGUCGACAUGGACAAACUUGCAGACGGACUCCAGAAACUCGGCGAAGACGAUCUCUUGCAGGUCGUCCAAAUGGUCCACGACAACAAAGCGCCGGAUUCAUAUACAGUAAAUGAUGUUGAGCAAGGCGAAUUCCACGUGGAUCUGUACACCCUGCCAGACGCCCUCAUCAAAAUGCUCUGGGACUUUGUGCAGCAGCGCGGUGUUGUCUAA
This is a messenger RNA of Talaromyces marneffei, 699 nucleotides long. RefSeq lists its product as uncharacterized. Gene Ontology annotation, molecular function: histone binding. The record is from RefSeq and is a predicted model, not a curated record. Gene Ontology annotation, cellular component: NuA4 histone acetyltransferase complex; Swr1 complex. Gene Ontology annotation, biological process: chromatin remodeling; regulation of transcription by RNA polymerase II. The transcript has 7 exons. NCBI's taxonomy places the organism in Eukaryota, Fungi, Ascomycota, Eurotiomycetes, Eurotiales, Trichocomaceae. Bases 1 to 699 code for a protein of 232 amino acids.